Messenger RNA from Fusarium keratoplasticum, 1065 nucleotides. RefSeq lists its product as uncharacterized. Bases 1 to 1065 code for a protein of 354 amino acids. NCBI's taxonomy places the organism in Eukaryota, Fungi, Ascomycota, Sordariomycetes, Hypocreales, Nectriaceae. The transcript has 2 exons. Gene Ontology annotation, molecular function: ubiquitin-protein transferase activity. The record is from RefSeq and is a predicted model, not a curated record. Gene Ontology annotation, cellular component: SUMO-targeted ubiquitin ligase complex.
AUGGCUGCACACAGGGACAGCAUCCUCGAACUCUUCGGUGAAGAUGACCUUAUCGAGGUCCAUGUCAACUCGAGCCGAAAUCCUGCCUCGUUUGCCAAUCUCUUCCUCCCAAACCCGAGAAGCACUUCAUCGUCGGCUCAGCCUCGUCCUGUACACCACCAUCAAUCGCGCCGAAGCGAACGACGCCCGCAACCGCAAGGACAGCAGCCACAGCAGCCUGCACCAGUCAUCGACCUCACCGCAGAGCCUGACUCACCCGUCCAAACAAGAGGAUCGUUGCCCCAGAACCGGAGCGGGAGGAACCCCAGGAGGACAAACUCGCAGCGGAUAUCACCUCCACAACUUUCGAGGAGCGACGGGACCUUUUUCGGGCGCACUGCGAGCAUUAUUGAUCUCACCGUGGAUUCUCCCGAGGACGAGCGACCUUCAAACCUCCCCGGCGGGCGAAAUAUGCGACCGCGCCCACGACCCGACGAGCUAAUCGAGUUGGAGUUGAUAAGUUCUAUGCCGCGAGAGCAGUCGGGAAGACGCCCGCCCGCCAGUUUCGCCAUCGGCUUGACUAGGACGAUCGCCGGACUUUUAAGCCGUGAUAUUAUGUUCCCCCCGCCCCAGCUCGACGUCUCGCGAAACGCCUUUGCCCCACGAGAACCCAGCCCGAAGCCGGCCAUGGAACCCAUCCCCCCUGCGCGAGAGGGUUUCACCCGCGACACCUGCACCGAUCCUGAGAAAGAGUCUGAGAGCGUCGUCAUCUGCCCGGCCUGCAGUGAAGAACUGGCUUAUGACCCGACUGGCACCAUGACCCAGAGUUCUGUUGGAGGCAACAAGGGCAAGCGGAAAAGAGCACCAGGAGAGCACCAUUUCUGGGCUCUGAAGAAGUGUGGACAUGUUUACUGCGCCGACUGCUUCGAGAAUCGCAAGCCCACAAAGUCGAACCGUGACGGCGUCGGGUUCCGUGCUCCUGAAGGAAAGCACCCAUACACUGCCGCAAACGACCUGAGAUGCGCCGUGGAAGGCUGCGAGACCAAAGUCUCUUCAAAGACAGAGUGGGUGGGGAUCUUUUUGUAA